CAUUUCACUGUCCCUCUUGCGCUUCCCGCGAACUACAUAAACACAGUCCUCUCCGAGCUUCGAAAGUAUCUCAGCCAUGGCAGUUCUGCACAAUGCCUCCACCGAAAAGCUUCCCCUCUCUAGCUCCUCUUCGAGGUCAGCAUUAUCUCAUUGUCUCCUACUUUUUCUUUCUUCUAUCCUGCUAUUUUGUGACUGCUUUCCCCCUAACUGAUUCGAAUCGUUGUCUCGGGAACUCGGAAAAAAACAGCACUUUCUUUUUCUGCCUUGUAUUUGAGUUUCGUUUGCUUGCCGACAAAAUAAGAGGAACGAAAUCUUGACAGUUAUGUUGUGUGGGGCUCUAUGUUACGGAAACAAAGAAACACUCACUUGGCUUGGGCUAAUGUGACUAUUAAUUGACUUAGACAGGGUGUGUGUGGGCAUGGUAUGUGUUUGGAUAUUUCAGAGAUAAGAACCACAUUGUUUAAGAAUCAAAACAGGUGUUUACUUAUUUUCUCGGAAGCGAACAGAGGUUUGGUUCGAUUGACGGACGGGUGCUCCUUCAUUUGUAUUAUUGUAUGUGUUUUUGGGUUCGUUUGUAUACUGAGAUUGAAUGUACCAUGCAUGUGGUGAGGAGUUAUUAGUGAUGGUUCUGGAGACCUACUUAGAUUCAAAGAGCCAAUUGACUGCACCCCUUGCAGUGCCAACUAAGGUGGUUGGAGGUUUUGUCCACUCCUGGUCAAACGUCUUGUUUCAAAAAAAUGGACAGACGUCAUUUGGGAAUUCUUUGAGUUCUAUUGCUAGAAUGGCGCAGUUGAAUGUGGGCUUCAUUUCUGGGGAUAGGAACCUUCCUAUGUUGAGUGACACAACCAACUCUGGGCUAAGUGCUGGGACUAGUUCUUUGAUCACAGAUGCCGAUUCAGCACUUUCACGGGUCACCCAUUUGCAACAAAACACCAAUACCAAGAUGGAGUCUUUCAUAAACUUCCCCUCUAUGACUGUAGCACUCUCAUCUAAUGAUUUAAGUAUUUCAGGCUCUUCACUUAUGGAUGGUUCCUCCACAGCAAAGCAUACCUCCCAUAAAGAUCAAAGUUGCCAACAAGUGUGUAAAAGGCAGCAGCAGCGGAGGGGUUUCACUGCUGCAUCUCAAUCAAUAUCACAAACCUGUCAUUCUUUCCGUAUAGCUGACACAAAACAGGUGCCUUGUGUGCCAACUGAGAUGCAUAAGAAAUCAAGAUUCGAUUUGAAGCAAGAUGACUUUUUGCACCAGCAGAUUGUUCAACUACUGUUGCAGAGACCUGAUUCUUUGCAAUUGCAAACAUAUAAUCCUCAAUUACGUACAUUAAUUCAGCAGAAUAAAUUAAGGAAUCAGCAACAGAUUCUGCCAUCAAUUCCACGAUCAGAGGGCUUCUACAUGCAGCAGCAGCAGCAGCUGCUACAGAAGCAAGAAGAGAUGUGGCACCACAUGCAUCAUGCAUCUCCAGUCAAGAACCCCUAUGAUGGUAGUGUUUGUGCUGGUCGGUUUAUGCAGUAUAUGUAUCAUCUGAGGCAUCGACCACCUGAUAAUAGUAUUCUCUACUGGAGGAAAUUUGUGGCAGAGUAUUAUGCUCCUUGUGCUAAGAAAAGGUGGUGUUUGUCUCUAUGUGAUAAUGUUGCGCAUCAUGCCCUUGGUGUUUUUCGGCAGGUGGCCAGGGAUGCAUGGCAUUGUGACAUAUGUGGUUCUAAAUCAGGAAGGGGAUUAGAGGCAAUUUUUGAAGCACUUCCUAUGCUUAAUAAAAUAAAUUUUGAGAGUGGUGUGGUUGACGAACUUUUAUUUCUUGACAUGCCACAUGAAUAUAGACUUCCUUCUGGAUUAAUGAUAUUGGAAUGUGGAAAAGCAGUUCAAAAGAGUGUCUAUGAACAGCUUCAUGUUGUUUGGGAGGGUCAACUUCGUAUUAUUUUCACUCAUGAAUUGAAGAUACUGUCUUGGGAAUUUUGUGUGUGGCGUACUGAAGAACUUUUAUCUCGUAGAUUGGUUGAACCUGAGGUUAAUCAGUUGGUUCAGGUUGCAAGGAAAUGUCUGAGCAUCACUAAUGAAACUGGAUCUGGUCGGGUUUCACAGCAAGAUUUACAAGCAGAUUGCAAAAUGUUCCUGAAAGCUGGGUGUCAGCUUGCUAGAAAUUUGGAGUUACAGUUGGUGGGUGAUUUGGGGUUCUCCAAAAAGUAUGUCCGGUGCUUGCAGAUAUCACAGGUUGUCGACAGUAUGAAAGACCUGAUGAUUUUCAGCUGUGAAAACAAUGUUGGACCAAUUGAAAGCUUGAAGAAUUAUGCUCGAGAAGUUCCCAAUAUCAAAAUCAAGGCAAAACAAAUGCAGGGAAAAACAAAGCUGGCAAGCAGUAAAGAUGAGUCAACUGAUGGAAGCAAGUUGAUGGCCGCCCCGCCUGGCAUUGGCAGAUUUAUGGAAGGUGCUUCCCAAAUGGCUAACAAUGGACUUUUGACUGACUCAGAACGGGCAGCAUUGGCAGUGACCACUUGUUACCCAAAGCUGCUGGUACAUAAUUCUCUAAAUUCAACUGCAGGCAUGAUGAAAGAGGAGUCUUCCCAGUACUUUGAGUGCCUCAACAAUGGUGCAUCUGCUUUGCCUUGUAUAGGCUCAAGAAUUGGAGUUAAUGGCUUGUCAAGGUUUGAUUCUUCCUUUGGUAGCCAGAAUAUGGAGCAGCACGUAAUCCAAAGACUAGUGCAGGAAAUGAUGAAUAACAGUGACAGAAAUAGCGUGCAGAAUAAAAAAAGGUGCUGGAAAGUUCCCUGUGUGUCUGACCAAAGUAACAUUGGGGACUUGCCAACCAGCUCCAGAGGAGCAGAUGCAGUUGGGUCUGGUGGGCUAGGUUUUGGAGACACCAUUGUAUCUGCUGCUACUCCAACGACUGCACUGCCUAAGGUGAUGAGAAGGAUUGAUGGCUUAAAGGCUGCCUCCAACUGCAAAACUCCUGGGACGAUGCUUGCCAAUUGUUCCUUCAUCAAGAGAGAACCAUGUUCAUCAGAAAGAAGUUCAUCUGACUGAGAUGAUCAGCAUUAUGGCUCUUGAGACGUGUGAAAAUUGUGUUUUUAACAGCUGCGACCAGGACAAUUAGUGGCUAUGUCGUGUAACAAGAUCAAUUGGGGUUUUUCUUAUUAGAUUUUUUUUUGGCUGAAUUUUGAUAGAAGAAGAAGAAGUCACUGAUAUGAACUUUGUGCAGGUGCUUUCUAGCAGUUUCUUGAGUCGCUUUGCUGUAAUUUUUGCAUUAUGAUCAGUGAUUGCUGAUUUUCUUAGGAGCCUUCUGAAGUACUUUCUGUAUGCACAGCUGAGGAGAGAAGUGUUCUCAAACAGUUUCGGCUAUACUCGCACAAUGCAGCAUUUGGAAAUUUGGAUUUUGAGUAAUGGGUUGCCACA
Malania oleifera is the source of this 3385-nucleotide messenger RNA. RefSeq names its product probable transcriptional regulator SLK2. The record is from RefSeq and is a predicted model, not a curated record. Lineage: Eukaryota; Viridiplantae; Streptophyta; Magnoliopsida; Santalales; Ximeniaceae. The transcript has 10 exons. Bases 590 to 3016 code for a protein of 808 amino acids. Gene Ontology annotation, biological process: positive regulation of transcription by RNA polymerase II; negative regulation of transcription by RNA polymerase II. Gene Ontology annotation, cellular component: transcription regulator complex; nucleus.